UCCUGCUUCCGCCUCAUUUCCUCUUCCUGCUUCCACUUCACUUCCUGUUCCUGCUUCCACCUCACUUCCUGUUCCUGCGGUGGUUAAGUCCAAAGCCGCUCAGUACAUUGAAGCCAGGAACCCAUUCCUCUGGAGCCUCCUCAGUCAGUCGUCCUCGUCCUCUUCGUCUCCGGUCAGUCCGUCUCCGCCUUCCUCAGGUCCGGUUCGUGGUCAGAGUUCAUCCAGUAGCUCCUCUUCCUCGUUGACUUCAGACGUUCGCCUCCAAACCUCGACCACCAAAGGUUCUGAAAGGGUGGAGGGCCGAUCUGAAGGAGCAAAGCCUACUGGGAAACGGGACAUGGAGCCCUCCAGAGGUUUUGAUUCUGCGGUCAGGAUCAACGUUCUGACCAAGUCCCAGCUGGAGUCCAGCUCAGAGAAACUGUUUGUCAAGUUUCAGUGGAUGAAGAAGAACUCCAAGUCUUCCAAGUCCAGCAGCUCUUUGGUACCCGGUUCUCCAAAAAUAAAGAGGUUACUCUCUGGGAAACGGCCUCAGAAGAUUCAGAACCAGCCUGGCAGUCCGGUCCAAAAACUGAACCGCCAGGCUGGAGGCAUGGAGUCUUCGCCCUCCAUGCCCUCCGUUCCUCCGUUCCCAUCCACCAAUCUGGUCUUCCCCAAGGCAGUUUCCACAGCAGCUCUGCCCACCAACGUUCAGCCACUUGUACCGGACACGUCUAACGUCCCGGUCCAGCCGUCGUCUAGUCUCAACCAGCAGGUUCUCGGCCAGAACCCACCUACCAUGCUGCUGCUGACCAAUACCAGCCAGACUCCUGUGACUGGCUUCGGUUCUGGUUCCCUCUCUUCGGUCCUGGCCGGUCCUCAAACUCCUCCAGGGAAUGACCCAUCUGUCAGGUGGAGUCCAGAGAUCCAGAACCUUCCUGAAUCCAACAACCUGCAGCUCCUAGAAUGUCUCAUCUCCGAGGUUGGACUUCCUUCCUCCGCCUUGAAAGACCAGCAGCAGAAUCCUGCUUCAAAGCAGAGGGGCAAACGAAACAGACUAGUACAAGGUUCUUCACCAUUAGAGUGCAGAUCAUCUGACCCAACCAGGACUGGAGCCUCGGACCAGGACCUCAUUGUGGUGCUGUCAGACGACGAGUCGCUGCCUGACGUGUACGAGGUUCAACCCAGCGUUGAGGAGGUCCGGUCAUUUCUUCCUCCAGUUACUGUUGGAGGUUCAGGUGCUGAGGUCGGUAUCGUUGACACCAAACCUCCAGGGGACGAGUCCAAACCAAGAACAUUCAAGUUUAUAGAAAGGGAGAUCUUUGAUGAAGCAGCUUCACCGGCGGUGUCAGAGGACAGGAUGUCCACUGCCUUGUCUGAAGUACCUGAGCUAGGACUCAAACUGUCUUCCUCUGACACAUCUGACAGCGACGAUGAAGACUUGCUGAGCAUCAGGACUGAACAGCCGGACUACGGUCAGCUCUGCUGGCAGCCCACCGUGUCUCUGCUGAGACUUCCCCUGUCCCUGCCUGGACCUGGACGGCACCUGCCUCGCUACCAUUUCAUCCUUGGAGACAAGCAGGAUGAGCUGUAUCUGCAGGAGAUGGAGGAGGACGAUCAGUCCAGCGGUGAGGACGUCUCAGAGAUCGUCUCUGACCACGACUCUGACGUCACCGAAGACUUUACCAUUCUUCACUCUACAGAGUCUCCACUGUCUCUGGAGGUCAUUUCCUGUGCCGCUUGUGGAUCGUCCAGUGCAUCAAAGAUCUGCACCAUCUGCGGUCGGGGGUACCACAGAGACUGCCACGUCCCUCCGUUUGGACCGGACAUCUGGUCGGAGCUGGUCUGCUCACUCUGUCAGGACCUGUCAGACCCUUCGGACCCCUACAGCUCCGACAGACCCAAGAGUCCACGCGGUUCUUCCCUCAGCCUGCAGGACCAGCGGAGAUGUGAGUCUCUCCUGCUGCACCUGAAGGUCGAAGGCUGCAGACACUUCUCUCAGUUGGACCUCUGGUCUGACCUCAUGCUCAUAUCGGAGCGUCUGAGCCACCAUCUCUCCCCUCCCUAUCAAACGCCUGCGCAGGUGGUCUCGGACCUCUGGGAUUUGUUCAGCGACGCCUCACAGGGCAACGCUUUACUGGAGCUGCAGCAGAGCUUCCAGAAGAGGCUGGUGGAAACGCUGGGAUCAGAACUUCCUCCAUCACUACUGAUGGCGCCGCCACCGCCUGGCAGCGCCCCGCCGCCGCCGCCGCCUGGCCCAUUGGACUCGGGGGAGAACUUGCUGUCCGAUUCACAGGUGAAAGUUCUGAAGAAGAGACUGAAGGACCUGAUGGACCUGAACGGACCGGCUGCAGCCAAGAGGCCAAGGAGCGUAAAUCCUGAAGACCAGACGUAUCAGAUGUGAAAAAUUUAACUAAUCCAUCAUUUAAAACUUCAAACAUUUUUACUGCAGAAGUUCUGCUUACUGGACCGGCUCCAGCAACGUGUCUGAGUAACCGGUCUGAGUGGAACCGAAGCGGUCUGGUGGCCCGAUGUGGGUCGGGGUUCUGAGUGCCUUUUGGUUUCUCUGUUUGCAGAUCAGUUAGUUAUUUAUAUGUGAAACUUCACAGCUUCUCUCAGGGAGUAAACAAUGAAACUAAUAUUAGUUACUGAAACUAACAACUUUAAACCGUAAGGUUGUUUAUUUUUCUGUUAUGGAAUAAUUUUUACACAUUGUUAGAUUUAAAGUGUUUUUCAGUUGAAAUGUUUGCAGAAACUUUUGCUGAUGAAUCAGACUGAGCUGAUUGUGACGAUAUCAGAAUCAGUAAAUUAUUCAAACUGCCUUAAAAAGCCAAAACUUUAGUUGAAGAAUAAAAUAUUUCUUUGUGCAGCUGCA
Molecule: messenger RNA, 2851 nt
Organism: Xiphophorus maculatus (southern platyfish)
Lineage: Eukaryota; Metazoa; Chordata; Actinopteri; Cyprinodontiformes; Poeciliidae
Gene: trim33l
Product: E3 ubiquitin-protein ligase TRIM33-like
Exons: 6
Coding region: 338-2380 (680 amino acids)
Source: RefSeq, a predicted model, not a curated record